This is a messenger RNA of Halichondria panicea, 780 nucleotides long. Its product is annotated as methylmalonyl-CoA epimerase, mitochondrial-like. The record is from RefSeq and is a predicted model, not a curated record. Bases 116 to 667 code for a protein of 183 amino acids. The transcript has 6 exons. NCBI's taxonomy places the organism in Eukaryota, Metazoa, Porifera, Demospongiae, Suberitida, Halichondriidae. Gene Ontology annotation, biological process: L-methylmalonyl-CoA metabolic process. Gene Ontology annotation, cellular component: mitochondrion. Gene Ontology annotation, molecular function: methylmalonyl-CoA epimerase activity.
AUCAAAAUGGGUGUGGUUUAUCCAACAAAGUUGAGCUGUCUAUUCGAUAUUCAGCUAGAUCAUAUCAGCCGGCUUCAGCUUCUCACUACCGUACCGAGAUUCAGACAGAAUCAGGAUGGCUACUCAAUGGAGAUCAGUGACUAAACUACUCACACAACAUCUGUCCAGUCGUCUGGCAGCUGCCCCUCUGGCUGGAGCAACACAGUUGUGCAGGAGACAGUUCUCAGCCACCCCCACCCCCUCACAAGCCACGCCCCUCAAGUCCUGGAAACUGGGUCGUCUGAACCACGUUGCCAUAGCAGUACCGGACCUGGAGGCGGCCACACAUCUGUACAGGGAUGUGCUGGGAGGGGAGGUCAGCGAGACAAUGCCCCUACCUGAGCAUGGCGUGUACACAGUGUUUGUGAAUCUGGGGAACACUAAAAUUGAGUUACUCCACCCCCUCGGUGAGAACAGUCCGAUAGAGUCGUUCCUCAAGAAGAAACCAGAGGGAGGCAUGCACCACGUCUGUAUUGAGGUCGACGACAUCAGAGCAGCUUUAAAGGACCUGGAAGGCAAAGUGAGGGCGCUCAACCAUGAGCCGAAGAUUGGAGCUCACGGAAAGCCUGUCGUGUUUCUCCAUCCAAAGGACUGCAAUGGAGUACUAGUUGAACUGGAAGAAGCAUAGAACGUGCUUAUUUCCUAGCUACUGAUUUUGUCCAUCUGUUUGUUCUAUUCGUUGUGUGUAAUUAUGAACUCAUGAACUGAUAAAUUUACUAAUUGUUUAUGAGGUGUGGUUUA